GCGCGAGUUCGAAUCCCAACCGGCGGACCCGCCGCGGCGGCGGCGCUCCCGGGGAAGCCCCGGUCCCCCAGCCCGAGGCCCCCGCAGGACUCCAGGCCGCUUCGGAGGACCCGCGGCGGCGGCCGCCCGGAAUCUUGGGGGUCCCGGCGGUGGUCUGGCGCCGGGCGGGGGCUGCCGUCCAACGAGCCGCCGCUGCUCCGCCGGGCGGGCCCCUCGGCGCCUGGCAGCGGCCCCGGCAACCCUCCUUUGUUGCGGCGGCUGCUCCGCCUCUGCCCUGCCCGGCCGCCCCUCCGAGCCCGGGACCCCUGCGCAGCCCCGGCCCUCCAAGGAGCCCUCGGGCGAGCAGGGCAGAGGCGGCGGCUGCCCUUCCUGGCCCCUGGCCGGCGGGAGGAGGAGGAGGAGGAGGAGGAAGGGCGGCGCUCCCCCCCGCUGCCGCCCCCGGGCCCAACCCGCCUCGCUUCCCUCUGGCCCCGCCUGGCUGCCCCCCGACGCCCAGGCCGCUGCAGGAUGGAGCCGGGCCCGGCGCUGCAGGAGGAGUACCGCCGGUGCCUGGAGAGGGACUUCCGCAGGGGCCACGUUGGGGCCUGCAGCGACGCCUCCCUGAAAGAGCUGCUGUGGCAUCACCUGCUGGAGGACCCGGAGCUCCACUGCAGCCUGGACGGGGAGGACACCUGGGCCACGCUGGCCACUGCCCUGCGGGGACACCUGGACACCAAAGGGGCCCUCCGGGACCUCGGCCGGGCCUUCGAAGUGCUGGAGCUGGCAGCCGUCAACCUCUACUUCUUCCCUUGGCGCAAAGAAUUUGCCACCAUUAAGACCUUCUCGGGGGUCUAUGUCCACACCCUUCAGGGGGUCCUGCCAGAGGCCGACCUUGCCCGGAGUUUCCGCCGACUGGGCUACGUACAGCAAGACCGUCUCCACCUGGUGAAUUCUCGACUGCCGCCAGGCGCCAACCUGCUCUGUGCAGCCUGCUGCUUCUUUGCAGCCAGAGUGGAGUGCCAGAUCCUGGCAAAAAUUGUGGAAGAAUUGGAGCCGCGGGUCGUGCCGCCCGAUGAGUUGCUGAAGGCUCGGAAGGAGGCCAAGGGCAGCCUCGAGCGGUGCGUGGCCAAGCUGCAGAGCCUGACACGGUGGCCACGGAGCCGCGAGGUUCGCUCGGACCUGGCUGGCGGGCUCGAUCUCUACCGGGAGAGCGCUGAAGGCCACAGCUUCUACAGGGAGCCAGUGGGGAGUCGGCACUGGAGCCAGGAUGCCUCCUCCCUCAGCGAGUGCGGCAGCCCCAGGCUCCUGAGGCGGAGCCCCCAGCCGCUGGCAGAGUGCCGGAGCGAGCCCCCCUGGAGCCGGGAGUCUUCCUGUGGCAACGGACUCCUGGGCUCGGAGGAGCCCGACUUGGCGACCUCCUUCUCCUUCAUCUCCUUGAGGCGGGAGCUCAGCAGGACUUCUGAGAUGGACUUCCCCGCUCAGUUGGGGAAUUCGUUCUUAUUCUCUGGCCUGGGAGGCUAUGAGAGUUCUGACCCCCCUUCGCAGGCGACGAGCAGCCCGGCCUCUCCUCCGUCCAGGCAGCCCAGGAGCCUCCACCUCAGUCCGGCCAGCCUGCACAGCAGCACUCAGGGACUGAGCCCCGAGCCGGCCCAUUACCAGAUGCACACCUGCCUGCUCCCGGGGGCCCUGCCCUGCUCCUGCUGCAACACCUGCAGGCUCCUGCACGUCAGCAGCUGUGAUGGGGUUCAACUCUGCCGGAACCGCCACCACCUCGUGGAAGAGCUGCAGAGUGAGAAGCAGCAGCGCCUGUGGCUGCAACGAACAGAGGUGGACAGGCUGCUGCAGGAGGGAGGAGGGCCUUGGCAAUAGGAUGGGGACGCCCGGCUGGGCUUUGGGGCGCAGACCCCCACACCCUGCGGGGUCAUUGAGGAUCAUGCCUGCCAAGCCUGCUUUCCCCCUCUGGCCUGGGGCAGGACAGGGUCAAAAGCAGCCAAGCCCCCCCCCCACCUUUCUUCUAACAGGAGGGAACUGGGUAGAUUUUGUUGAUGGAGGAUUGAAGGGGAGGAGAUGGGGUUUGAUUAAGGGUCCAAUGCCCACGAAGUCUGAAGGUGGCAGGUGGGGAGACCUCAUGCCAGGAACCCUGAUUUCAUUCUGGAUGCACGUCUUGUCUCAUCCGGGAAGCCCUUAAUGACAUUCCAAAAUUCGGCCAGUCUCCUUUCCCAGUCUGAAAUUUAUGUGGCCUGAGGCUGCUCUGGAUAUGGCAGAGGCCAGAGAAGAGCCUCCUGCUCAAGCAGCAAGCUAGGGAGGAACUGCGGGCAGCAUUUUUACAAAUCCAGAAUGGACCCCGUGGUCUGAUGAAAGAUGCUGUUGUAAUAAACUUAACUGAAAGCUA
Pantherophis guttatus is the source of this 2371-nucleotide messenger RNA. It is a transcript of the gene SPATA2L, whose product is annotated as spermatogenesis associated 2 like. NCBI's taxonomy places the organism in Eukaryota, Metazoa, Chordata, Lepidosauria, Squamata, Colubridae. Gene Ontology annotation, cellular component: cytoplasm. The record is from RefSeq and is a predicted model, not a curated record.